AUGAAGACUCCGAAGCUGAGUCUGGGGGAAGGAGCCCUGGCCUUGGAAUCUUCUGAUGACUUGUUUGGGAGACUGGUGAGAGAACAAGAAUGUCUAAAGGAUAGAAAAGUCCACAAGAGCCGUGUGAAGUGGGAGAGUGACUGGAACUGGCAGAGUUCAUUAAGGAAGUCUCCAUGGAGGAGGGAACACCCUUCACCGAUGCAGAUCAACCCCUUCUCUACAACUCAUCCUGGCAGACACUGGGAGGAGGCCAACAUGACCCAGGUCCAAGAGUUCAUCCUGUUGGGUUUGUCACCAAGGCCAGGCCUGCGGGGUGUCCUCUUUGCCGUGUUCCUGACCCUCUACCUGCUGACUCUCUUGGAGAACACCAUCAUCAUUCUGCUCAUCUGGAGUCACGCAGAACUCCACAAGCCCAUGUAUUUCUUCCUGGGGAACCUGAGCUGCCUGGAGAUGUGCUAUGUGUCGGUCACGAUGCCCACCCUGCUGCUCGGGCUGUGGUCAGGAUCCUGCCACGUCCCCUUCACCUCCUGCAUGACUCAGCUCUUCUUCUUCAUCACACUCAUCUGUGCCGAGUGCACCCUGCUGGCCUCCAUGGCCUAUGACCGCUAUGUGGCCAUCUGUCGUCCCCUCCACUACCCCAUCCUCAUGAGGCCGCAGGUCUGCCUCCUGCUGGCUGCUGCCUCCUGGAUGGGCAGCCUCAGUGUCUCUGUGAUCAAGACAGCCUGCAUUGCUGGCCUCUCCUACUGUGGCCCCAAUGUCCUCAACCACUUCUUCUGUGAUGUCUCCCCUCUGCUCAACCUCUCUUGUACCCACGUGGCACUGACUGAGCUGGUGGACUUCAUCUCCGCCAUCGUCAUCCUGUGGGGCUCACUGCUGGUUGCCUUGGCUUCUUACACAGCUAUCGGGGCAGCUGUGAUACGAAUGCCCUCGGCUGCUGCCCGACGCAAGGCCUUCUCCACCUGUGCCUCCCAUCUCAUUGUGGUGGGCAUCUUCUAUUCAGCCACCAUUUUCAUUUAUGCCAGGCCCAGUAGAAUUGAGGCCAUGGACCUCAACAAACUGCUCUCUGUCAUCUACACGGUACUCACACCCAUGUGUAACCCCAUCAUCUACUGUCUGCGGAACAAGGAGGUCCAAGGAGCUUUGCGCAAGACACUCCACAAGGUUGGAUUCAGUCAGAAUUCAGACAGCUAG
Messenger RNA from Gracilinanus agilis (Agile Gracile Mouse Opossum), 1191 nucleotides. RefSeq names its product olfactory receptor 5-like. Gene Ontology annotation, cellular component: membrane. The transcript has 4 exons. The coding region runs from base 1 to 1191 and encodes 396 amino acids. NCBI's taxonomy places the organism in Eukaryota, Metazoa, Chordata, Mammalia, Didelphimorphia, Didelphidae. Gene Ontology annotation, biological process: G protein-coupled receptor signaling pathway. The record is from RefSeq and is a predicted model, not a curated record. Gene Ontology annotation, molecular function: G protein-coupled receptor activity; olfactory receptor activity.